GCAAUUCUCUCAUCAUCGCCCAUUGACUGCAAAAAUGCGAGGAACAGUGAUUCAAUUCGUUCUAACUCUCGUCUUCAAAUUUUCCCUGGGAAACCCGAAUUUUCUUUUGAUUAUCGUUGACGACUUACGACCCGCCCUGGGGUGCUACUCCGACUGGAAAUCCUUCACCCCGAACAUAGAUGAACUCGCAAGAAAGGGAAUUACUUUUAAUAAUGCUUACGCACAGCAAGCGCUCUGUGCGCCCAGUAGAAACUCCCUCCUCACAUCCCGCAGGCCGGACACACUCGGUCUCUACGACUUUUACAGCUACUGGAGGGAGACCACCGGGAAUUUUACAACUCUACCCCAAUAUCUGAAGGACCACGGCUACACGACAAUGUCUGUAGGAAAAGUUUUUCACCCAGGAAUCAGUUCGAACAAUUCGGACGACAGCCCGUACUCCUGGAGCCGAGAGGCCUUUCAUCCGUAUACUAAUCGGUACAAAGACAGUCCCUUGUGCACUUCUGAGGACGACAGAUUACCCGCACGCAAUCUCGUGUGUCCAGUGGACGUUUCGUCAAUGCCACGGGGGACUCUACCCGAUAUCGAGAAUUUUGAGGCUGCCAAGGAAUUUUUGAAUAAUUACAAGAAUAACAUUACAAAUACACAUGGGGAGACACCAUUUUUCUUGGCACUGGGCUUUGAAAAACCUCACAUACCUUUAAAGCAUCCCAAAAAAUACUUGAGCUAUCAUCCCCUGGAUAAAUUUACACUGAACGACUAUUAUUGGCCUGAUAACAUCAGCAGCGUUGCGUACAACCCCUGGACUGACCUACGAAAGCGCGAAGACGUGGAGAAGUUGAAUUUGACAUUUCCCUGGGAGAAAAUACCAGAAAAUUUUGGAAAGAAAAUAUUGCAGUCGUAUUAUUCAGCCGUUUCGUACAUAGAUGAGUUGAUCGGGGGAUUGAUGAGCGAGACGAAGAAAUUGGGACUGGAUAAGAAUACGGUUGUUAUAUUAACAUCUGAUCACGGGUGGUCUCUAGGGGAGCACUCUCAAUGGGGAAAAUACAGUAACUUCGAAGUAGCUGUCCGAGUCCCCCUGAUCGUCUCCCUCCCCAAUAGUCACCAACGGAUUAAUCUAAAAUCCAACGCAAUAGUUGAACUAGUGGAUUUAUUUCCCACAAUCGCUGAGUUAUCUGGCAAUCCCAUAAAACUAUGUCCCAAAAAUCAUUCUGGAAUAGUUUGCAGCGAGGGAAUCAGUUUCGUUCCCGUUUGCAACGCCGUUUCUCAAAAUAAGAUAAUAAAUUGGAAAAGAGGUGGAUUCAGUCAAUAUCCACGCCCUGGUGUAUCACCUACGUGGUCACCAAACAGCGAUGAGCCACGUCUUCAUCAAAUCAAGAUAAUGGGCUACACAUUACGUACAAAACACUACCGUUACACAGCAUGGGUUAAAUUUGAUGUUCUGAGAAUGACGAGUGAUUGGAAUAAAUUUAUUGCCGAUGAGCUUUAUGAUCACACGAAAGAUCCUCACGAGAUGAUAAAUCAAGCAAAUAAUACUGAUUAUAGAAAAACUAGAAUUAAAUUGAAGAAAUUAUUGAAGAGUGGAUGGAGACGAAGUUUGCCUCGAAAUUAUUUCCAAUUAGGCAAACGAUAACUCUUUUAUUUUAUUAUAUUUACGAUAAAAAUAAUGAUAAUGAAAAAACUAUGGUAAUUAAAAUUAAGCACUUACAAAAAAA
Molecule: messenger RNA, 1715 nt
Organism: Diachasmimorpha longicaudata
Lineage: Eukaryota; Metazoa; Arthropoda; Insecta; Hymenoptera; Braconidae
Gene: Ids
Product: iduronate 2-sulfatase
Exons: 7
Coding region: 35-1633 (532 amino acids)
Cellular component (GO): cytoplasm
Molecular function (GO): iduronate-2-sulfatase activity
Source: RefSeq, a predicted model, not a curated record